This is a messenger RNA of Eutrema salsugineum, 2314 nucleotides long. RefSeq names its product phosphoenolpyruvate carboxykinase (ATP). The transcript is spliced from 9 exons. Gene Ontology annotation, cellular component: cytosol. Gene Ontology annotation, molecular function: phosphoenolpyruvate carboxykinase (ATP) activity; ATP binding. Lineage: Eukaryota; Viridiplantae; Streptophyta; Magnoliopsida; Brassicales; Brassicaceae. The coding region runs from base 88 to 2103 and encodes 671 amino acids. Gene Ontology annotation, biological process: gluconeogenesis. The record is from RefSeq and is a predicted model, not a curated record.
UUUCAGACAAAUUUUGUUUUGUCGUCUAAUCUAAUUCUUUACUUUUUCUCCACACAAAAAGAAGAAGCAGACAUUCGGUUAGCGGAAAUGGCGGGAAACGGGAACGAAAACACGACCGAUGGAGAAUUCAGUUUCUCGGCAGCGGCGGCGCGUGAUGCGCUUCCGAGGAUCACGACGGAGAAGGGUGCCAAAUCUCCGACGUCGAGAGACGUGUGCCACGACGACACCGCAUCGAGGGUCAACUUUCAGACAAUCGACGAGCUUCACAGCCUACAGAAGAAACGAUCUGCUCCGACCACUCCUCUGAAAGAAGGAGGUGGCGUAGUGAUGGGAACCAGUGGCCCUACCACUCCUGUUUCCGGCGAGACCAUGCUUCAAUCCGUCAGUGCAUCGUUGGCUUCGUUGACGAGAGAGACAGGACCGAAGUUGAUCAGAGGAGAUCCGACAUCGGCGGCGAAAGUGGCGCACGUGCCACACACUCCUACGUCGUCACUUCCGGCUGCUGACGUCAGCGACAGUGCCUUGAAAUUCACUCACGUCCUUCACAACCUCUCUCCCGCCGAAUUAUACGAGCAGGCGAUAAAGUAUGAGAAAGGAUCGUUUGUGACGUCGACCGGUGCGUUGGCGACGUUGUCCGGAGCCAAAACCGGUCGGUCUCCUAAAGACAAGCGUGUGGUUAAGGAUGAGACCACCGCCUCAGAGCUCUGGUGGGGAAAAGGAUCACCAAACAUUGAAAUGGAUGAACAAACCUUUUUGGUGAAUCGAGAAAGAGCUGUUGAUUACUUGAACUCUUUGGACAAGGUGUUUGUGAAUGAUCAAUACCUAAACUGGGACCCAGAGAACAGAAUCAAAGUAAGAAUCGUAUCAGCGAGAGCAUAUCAUUCACUAUUCAUGCACAACAUGUGUAUCCGUCCAACACCAGAGGAGUUGGAGAAUUUCGGAACACCCGAUUUCACGAUAUACAACGCGGGGAAAUUCCCGUGUAACCGUUACACUCAUUACAUGACAUCGUCGACGAGUGUAGACAUAAACCUAGGAAGAAGAGAGAUGGUGAUCCUUGGGACACAAUACGCUGGAGAGAUGAAGAAAGGACUCUUUGGUGUGAUGCACUACCUGAUGCCUAAGAGAAAGAUCCUGUCUCUUCACUCUGGUUGUAACAUGGGCAAAGAUGGAGACGUUGCUCUGUUUUUCGGGCUCUCUGGAACCGGAAAGACAACAUUGUCGACUGAUCAUAACCGGUAUUUGAUCGGAGACGACGAGCAUUGCUGGAGUGAGUCUGGAGUCUCGAAUAUCGAAGGUGGUUGUUACGCGAAAUGCAUUGAUUUGUCGAGGGAGAAAGAGCCUGAUAUCUGGAACGCUAUCAAAUUCGGAACAGUGUUGGAGAAUGUGGUGUUUGAUGAGCACACGAGAGAAGUGGAUUAUACAGACAAAUCGGUGACGGAGAACACACGUGCGGCUUAUCCGAUAGAGUAUAUUCCGAACUCGAAGAUACCGUGCGUUGGACCACACCCGAAGAACGUGAUCCUGUUGGCUUGUGACGCCUUUGGUGUGUUGCCGCCAAUCAGCAAGCUCAAUCUCGCUCAGACUAUGUAUCAUUUCAUCAGUGGCUACACUGCUCUCGUAGCAGGAACAGAGGAAGGAGUAAAGGAGCCUCGAGCGACAUUCUCGGCUUGUUUUGGAGCAGCUUUCAUUAUGCUUCACCCGACAAAGUACGCAGCUAUGUUAGCUGAGAAAAUGCAGGCUCAGGGUGCCACCGGUUGGCUUGUUAACACCGGCUGGUCCGGUGGAAGCUAUGGCUCUGGAAGUCGUAUUAAGUUGGCGUACACACGAAAGAUUAUUGAUGCUAUACAUUCGGGAAGCCUCUUGACUGCAACUUAUCAGAAAACAGAGAUUUUUGGUUUGGAGAUUCCAAAUGAAGUUGAAGGAGUGCCUUCUGAGAUUCUGGAGCCUAUGAACGCAUGGGAAGACAAAGUGGCUUAUAAGGACACAUUGUUGAAAUUGGCUGGUUUGUUUAGAAACAAUUUUGAGACAUUCACAAGUCAUAAGAUUGGAGAGGAUGGAAAGUUGACUGAAGAGAUUCUUGCAGCUGGUCCAAACUUCUAAAGUGAUGGAUGAUGAUGAUGAUGAAAGAUAAAAAAAUAAACAAUUUCCCCAUUUUUGAAUGAGAAAAUUCAGCAAAAGUGGUAAAUCUAAAACUAAGCGAAUAAUGUUUAGUAGACGAAUUUCAACAAUCCCAUUUGUUUGGUGUCUCAAUUAUUUAUCCGUCAUAUUGUUUUCCAAUUGAAAUGAGAACUAUUCUUUUUCUUUUUCUUUC